This is a messenger RNA of Neoarthrinium moseri, 1725 nucleotides long. RefSeq lists its product as uncharacterized. Lineage: Eukaryota; Fungi; Ascomycota; Sordariomycetes; Amphisphaeriales; Apiosporaceae. The coding region runs from base 1 to 1725 and encodes 574 amino acids. The record is from RefSeq and is a predicted model, not a curated record. The transcript has a single exon. Gene Ontology annotation, molecular function: oxidoreductase activity, acting on the CH-CH group of donors.
AUGUCGCCAGACCCGAAAGAAAGCGCUCAGAAGCCCGUCAUCAUCGUAGGCGGCGGGCUGGCUGGGCUGGUUGCAGCCUUCGAGCUGUCGCAGCGCAAUGUCCCGACGCUGAUCCUGGACCAGGAAAAUGAAAAGACGUUGGGUGGCCAGGCCUUUUGGUCGCUCGGAGGCAUCUUCAUGGUCGAUUCUAGCUACCAGCGCCGCGUGGGCAUCAAGGACUCGCGCGAGCUGGCAAUGCGCGACUGGUUUUCGUCCGCGCGCUUCGACCGCGAGAAGGAGGACUACUGGCCCCGGAAGUGGGCCGAGGCGUAUGUCAACUUUGCGACCGACGAGAUGGAGGACUACGUCAAGGCCCGUGGUAUGGGUUUUCUGAUGAAUGUUGGUUGGGCGGAACGUGGUGACGGCCGUGCCGAGGGCCACGGUAAUUCCGUGCCCCGGUUCCAUCUCACGUGGGGAACAGGCCCAGAGGUCGUACGUGUCUUCCGAGAGCCUGUAUUGGAGGCUGUCAAGAAGGGCAUUGUCGAGAUCAAGUACAGGCACAUGGUUGAUGAAUUGAUUGUCGACGAGAAGACUGGAGCCGCUAUCGGGGUGAGAGGUCGGAUACUGGAACCAGAUGACUCGGAUCGGGGCCAAAAGUCAUCGAGAACAGUAGUCGGCGAGUUCGAAAUCCAUGGAGCCUCGGUGCUGGUUUCGUCCGGUGGUAUUGGUGGUAAUAUUGAAGCUGUCAAGGCAGCCUGGCCCGUCGAUCGUCUGGGCCCGACCCCAAAGAAGUUUGUUAUCGGUGUACCAGCACAUGUUGACGGCCGAAUGAUCGGAAUCACAGAGAAAGCUGGUGGCAACAUCGUCAACCGGGACCGUAUGUGGCAUUAUACUGAAGGCUUGUCCAACUUUGACCCAAUUUGGCCGCUGCAUGGUAUUCGAGUACUACCUGCACCAUCUUCGCUCUGGCUGGACGCUACGGGCAAAAGGCUGCCACCACAGCUGUUCCCCGGAACCGAUACUCUCGCCACACUUGAAUAUCUUGGAACUACUGGAUACGACUACUCGUGGUUCAUUCUAGACCAGACGAUCAUUGCUCGAGAAUUCGCCUUGUCCGGCUCGGAGCAGAAUCCCGACUUGACCAACAAGAGCAUCUGGCAGUUCCUAACAACCCGCAUCUUUGGUAAGAAAGGAACUCCUAACGUCCAGGCUUUCCAGAAGCAAGGCGAGGACUUCGUUGUAAGAGAUAACCUGGAAGACUUGGUCAAAGGAAUGAACGAGCUGGUUCAACCUACCGGUGGUGUCGCUCUGGACUACAAGCAAAUCAAAGAGGUCGUCGAAGCCCGCGACGCGCAAAUGGACAACAGCUUCUCGAAGGAUGCUCAGGCCAUGCUGAUUCACAACGCACGAAACUACUGGCCUGACAAGAGAGGUCGCGUUGCACCACCCCAUAAGCUGUUGGAUCCAAGCCAUGGACCCCUUAUUGCUGUAAGGAUGAACAUCUUAACACGAAAGACGCUUGGAGGUCUGGAAACCAAUCUGCAAAGCAAUGUAAUGAGGGCAGACGGAUCGCCGUUCCCAGGAUUGUAUGCAGCUGGAGAAGCUGCCGGGUUCGGAGGGGGUGGCGUCCAUGGAUACAGCGCCCUCGAGGGAACGUUCUUGGGUGGGUGCAUCUUCUCUGGAAGGGCUGCCGGGCGUGCUAUGGCCGAUGAGGUGUUGGACCAGCCCGCAGUGAGCAAGUUGUGA